UGCAUGCCGCUUGGCGGCGAUCGACCUCGACGCAAAGCUUGUUUGCUUGGUCGCAAGGAUGUGGGAGGCGGUUGCUGGUCUACCGCAGCCAGGCGGAAGAUUUGAUCGGAGCGUUUCAACGCUGGUGCGUCGCCGAGCUGAUGGCAGCGAUCGAGGGCUUGAUGAAUGAGGGUGCCCUCAUCGCAAAGCUGGUCGCUUGGGCGGAGCAUUCCGCCAACCGACCUCAGCAUUCGGCGGUGGCUUUGCGCCGAAGCAUUCCGCCGAGCGACCUGAGGUCGGCAAUCGCGAGUCGGGAGAUCAUCGCGCCGCCGCCUCCCUCCCUAGUCGGCUCGAUCUCUGCGCUUCCAUAUGCCGCGGGAGCCUUUCUGACGCUGACCGCCCCACUGUCAAUUCCAGUGGGUGUUCUCCUGGGAACUGCCAAUCUCUCUUUGAUGGCAGCCAAGUCAACCUUCACCGGCGAAUCGUCGUGGGGUUUGGGCUACUCGACUAAUGGUGAAGUCACGGGCCUCGGUUUCGACUACUGGGAAAGCAUCGCGAAAGAUUCAAUCAAUCACGUUGUGGCCUCGCAGACCAAAGCCGUCCUGUGCGCCUUGCGACUCGACUUCUCUCAGCGCGUUGUCACCUACCAAGCGCGGCUAGAUUGCCCCGCCGCAGCUGGCGACCUGGCUGGUCAAAUACACGCGUUUGACGUGACUGAACAGCUGCUGCGGCGGCUCAACCAAGCCUUGCAGGAGAUCGACGAGGGUUCGUCCGUGAGGCAUUCAGCCACCCUGGAGACGAUUGGUUGUACGAAUGGCGGCGCCGGUAGCGUGGGUGCGGGCGGCACCGACGACGAGGGUGUGGAACCGGGCGAUGAAUGAGAGUGUGUGACAAAGUCGAAGGGAAGGUGUAAGGUAACUGGCAAGGGUGGUGUAAGGUAACUGGCAAGGGAAGAAAUUUU
This is a messenger RNA of Emiliania huxleyi CCMP1516, 940 nucleotides long. RefSeq lists its product as hypothetical. The transcript has a single exon. NCBI's taxonomy places the organism in Eukaryota, Haptophyta, Isochrysidales, Noelaerhabdaceae. The record is from RefSeq and is a predicted model, not a curated record. The annotation marks the transcript as partial.